Molecule: messenger RNA, 3051 nt
Organism: Callithrix jacchus (white-tufted-ear marmoset)
Lineage: Eukaryota; Metazoa; Chordata; Mammalia; Primates; Cebidae
Source: RefSeq, a predicted model, not a curated record
GCAAAAAUUAAAAAAAAAAUGCAAACUUAGGCAUAAAUGGAUUAAGUUGCAGAGGACUGUGGUCUCAAUGCGUGUCCUUCACUGGCCCUCUGGUGCCCAAAGCAUCUAAUCAAAUGUUCACCUUGGGAUCUACUAUCCAGAUGGGGAGUGAGCCUGCACCUAAGGAAACAGAUGUCGUAUAUAUGCGUAUGUGUGAGGAAGCCCUGAACCCCUGCCCGCUCCAGGCUCAUUCUCACCUCCACCUCAUCUUCCCACUAUCUCUGUGGAAGUCCUGGCUGAUCUCAGGCUCUCACUCCAGAUGGCCCCUCACUGCAGGGUCAUCAGUUGAGUACCUGCUGUAUAGAUUAGCUCACAAGGCUGGGGAAACUUAAACGAGUCUUUCCCUUCUCUGGCCUCAGUUUCUCCAUCUGUCAGUGAGGGCUGGGUGGGUCUGGGUGAUUCCAAGGGCCCUUUGAGCUGACUGAAGUUCUUCAAGUUCGUCGUUGUAAGGCCCAUCCCUGCCCGCCGCCAGUGGCUGGUCAGGGGUGGGAGUCUUCUUGGAGAAGUUCUGAGGAUGAAAAUCCUGUUUGACUUCCUCCUCCUCCUCACAGCAGACUUCCCUCCUUAACUUCCCUAGGGAAGGCAGCGGGGCUCCCGGGGCCCCAGGAGUCUGCAGGAAGAGUCCUUACUCCAGCAUCAUUAAAAGUUCAAGUGGCUCCCCCAAGGGCCAAAGAAGUGCCAGGAUUCAUUAGACCUGCUGCCCCCUGAGCCCAAUUUGUUUGAAGGGAAUGUUUAGCCUUUUCAUCUGGUGAGGGUUUUCAUUAAGAGUUUGAGGCCUCCCUGAGAGAGCUCAGCUCAGAUUGAGGUCAGAGGGGGAAGGGUCCCUGGAGGUCACCUUUUGCCCUGGGAACUCUGCAGAGGAGACAGGCUGGGUCAGGGGAAGGGGUUUGCCCAAUGUCAUGGGGGAGGUGUUGCCAGAGCUCAGAGAACCAGCCUUGCGGUGUCUGCAGAUAUUCCUCCAGGUGGCAGGUGGCGGGGAGAUGAGCACAGACCCCAAGGAGCCUGAGGGGAGGGGCUGAGGACUCAGCCUGGAGGGAUCCUGCACAGCCAGACGCAGAACUGGGGCUUUGGGAGCCCCACUGCAUGUGAGGAAGAGCUUGGAGAACAGCCCAGCAUGCCCAUAGCAGAAAGGGUUGCCCAGGGAGAGUGGGAGCACCUGUCGCUGAGGCCCGUGAGCAGGAUGGGAUGGUGCCUCCCAGGAGGACCAGAACAGAUUCAAGCCAAGGGGGUGGGCUUGGAGGGAGAGUCAGUGACUGCUCAGAUCCUGCUGCUCUGUAAAUGCUCCACUAGGCAGGAAUGGCAUUCAUCACUGCUGGGCAGGGAAGGUGUGACAGAGCAAGGAGCACGCCAUUAUGGCCAGUUGAGACUGUUGAACUGGGAACCAGGAGGCCGGGCCUGUGCCUGCCCUCUCUGAGCUCAGUGGCCUCCUUCCUGCCUCCCAGCCGCCUUGUGAUGACACCCUGACCCUCCUGCCUCCCAGGACAGGCCGGAUGGAGGACCUCCCUGGAUGGUGAAAUCUGCCUGUGGCACCUCCCUGAGUUUCUCAAGCCCACUGAGCUCUGACAGAGCCUGACUCAGCCCCAGAGAGCUCUACAGGCCACAGGACCGGGAACCCCAGACCCUCAGAUGACAAUGUCUCCCGAGUCCUGGAGUCCACUGCAAUGAUAUCAAUGGCAAACGUGUGACGGGAGCUGACGUUGCUGUUUAUACAUCUCCUCUCCUUUAGCCCUCAGCACACCGUGCGGGGAAGGAACUGUUACCAGCCGUUUAUAGAAGAGGAAACAGGAUGGAGAGGUCAAGCAACCUGUGCACAGUCUCAGAGCUAGUGAGUUGUGUGGCUCCAAAGCCCGUGUGCUUCAUCUCUGUCCCUCAAUCUCUGUGAGAGGAGACGGAAGCCCGGAGAGAAAAAGUCACUGAGCCAGACGGUUUCUUUCCUCUAGACUCAGGGCUCCUCCCUCAACCAGAUCCAGCCUGACAGCUCCUGUGUCUCCACCCAGCCUCCCUGCCAGGCCUCCCCAGAGUUCACAGCGGCGUGGCCUCGCCCUUGGACAGCAGUUGCAGUCCAAACAGACUGCCCACAUUUCCUGGCUGCUCUCCAGCCCGCAACGGAGACAACAAAGUUUAGUGACAGAGAGGGCUGAGCGGAGGCUGCUGAAAGGGAGAGAGGAGUGAGAAGCGCUGGGUAGGGGCUGUCUGGUUUGCAGAUGCCGGACCUCGUGGGGAGCACGACCCUCACGGGAUGGAUCACAGGUGCUGCUGUGGCGGUCCUGCUGCUGCUGCUGCUUCUGGCCACCUGCCUUUUCCAUGGACGGCAGGACUGUGAUGUGGAGAGGAACCGUCCAGCUGCAAGGGGAAACCGAGUCCGCUGGGCCCAGCCUUGGCUUUUCCGGCACCGGGGCCACCUGGGCCAUCACCAUCGCCAUCAUCCUGGCCACAUGUCUCACGUGUCGCAUGUGGGCUUCCACCACCACCAUCACCACCCCCACCAUGCCCCUCACCACCUCCAUCACCACCACCACCACCCCCGCCACGCUCGCUGAGGCUGCCGCUGUGGGUUCCUGUGGACAGCAGCUGUCCCUGCCUGCCAUCCAUUCCCAGGACAAGUGGACCCCAUGUUUCCAUGGGGAAGGAUGCAUCUCUGGAGGGAAGGAGGGGAACGAUUGCCCGGGGCCUGCCUGGGCUGCAUUUGCAUGCUAUGCCCCACGGUACUCUGGCAGCAGAGAAUGGAGGAACACUGGGGCCUGCUACGCUGAAGAGUUUGGGGAGUGGAGAGCAAGAGUGCCUCUUUUGUGACUGUGACUCCCAGUGAGCCCCAGAAGUGACAAGGGUGUCUUGGCAAAGCCAGGACACAAGUGGAUGUGAAGCACCCAUCUUGACCUCCUCAUCAGGCCGCUGGAGGCCUCUGGGAGAGGCCCUGAGAAUGUCCUUUUGGUUUGGAGAAGGCAGUACGAGGCUGCACAGUCAAUUCAUCGGUGCUUUAGUCCAGGAAAAUAAAAACCACUAAGAAGCUUU